This is a messenger RNA of Malania oleifera, 1045 nucleotides long. RefSeq lists its product as uncharacterized. The transcript has 3 exons. Lineage: Eukaryota; Viridiplantae; Streptophyta; Magnoliopsida; Santalales; Ximeniaceae. Bases 17 to 682 code for a protein of 221 amino acids. The record is from RefSeq and is a predicted model, not a curated record.
CACACGUCGAGGGCGGAUGAAUCAGAAAACGGGAAAUGAACCACGUGUUGGUUUCCUAUUGGGGGAUAGAAAAAGCCAAGCGGAAAUCUCAGAAUUACCGUCACGUGUCGGUGGUCAGAGUCGCCAUUUAACGCGGUGGUGCCUGGUGAUGGCGAGGGCGAUGGUGGUGGGAACUGGGAAGUGGCCACUACCUGCAGCAGCAUUACGCCCAUUGAAGUGGAAGGCUGCUGUAGCAUGGGGGUUAGGCGUGGCCUGGUGUAGGGUAAUAGCCAUCGGUUUAGGGUACAAUAAGACGAUCUGCAACACCAACAACAUAAAGAGGAAGAGGAAGAAGAAGAUUGGGAUUACGAAUAUAAAGGGAAGGGAGGGGUUGAUGGAUUGGUGGGAAAAGAUGUUAUUUCCUGUCAGGAGAGUUUGGAUUGCUGUCGCUGCUCGUGUCAAGGCUCGCAAAAACGGUGGUGGGCUUUUGAAGCUGCACGACGAUAUACAGACCUGCGGAUACGAGGACGUGAGAGUGAUGUGGGAAAUGCUGACGCGGUCUGAAUCGGAGCUGUCGUCGGCCCAUCGCAAGCGCAAGCCCAGGCCCAGAUCCAGGACGAGGCCCAGGCCUUUCUGGAGGGUCCUGGUUUGGUCACCUCAUCCUCAUCCUCCUCCUCCGCCUCCUCAGUCCUCCCCAAAUUAGUUCACGUGGGAGAGUGCAAAAACAGGGCAGGAUUAAUUAAUGGAGCCCUUAAUUAUUACUGCAAUAAUAAAAAUAAUAUUUAAUGUAAUAUAAGUUAAUAAUGUAUGUAUGUAUGUAUGUAUGUAUGCAUGUGGUGGGCCGCACCCAUUGUAUUUUUUUUUUUUAAAAAAGAAAACACGAAAAAUGCCGACAUUGGAAGCUGUAAGUACCGUUUGGACACUGUUGCAAGGGUGUUGUCCAAACAGUGUGUAUCUCUCUCUCUCUCUCUCUUCUCUGUCUCUUCCUCUGUAAUAUGUAAUAUAUGAAUAUAUUUAUGUAGGCACCGAAAAAAGAAAUGGCACAAGUCAUUUUUUGCUCCUGUAA